AUGGCGGACGACAAGUCCGGCAAUGUGGUUCAGAGCACUAUCAUUCGCGUCGACCACCUGUGCUGCCAGGGCGAGGCCGCCCUCGUCCGCAAGCUGCUUGAGCCUUUCGAGGCGUGCCUACAAAAGCAAACACGCGAGGGAGCAAAGACGAACGACAUCACCUCCUGUGCUAAUCAAAACCCGUGUAUCGCGCGCCUCGCACACUGCGCCCCGCAGGCGGCCGAAAUCGUCCGGAUCCUCAACACGAAGCAGCUCGGCGCCUCAAUCGCCGACGCUGGCGCGAGCGGCAGCGGCGGCGGUGGGGCCUCGCUGACGGGCGCAGAGGUGAUGCGGUCGCUAGUGACGGCACUCCAGAUCCUUCUCUUUUGCGGGGCGCUUGGCCUCAACUUGUAUGGCGUGCUGCCCACGAUCGCGCUUGGCCUGGCCGGGGGUUCGAUCCUGCUCAGCUGGCCGAUGUUCCACUCGGCGCGCGCCAGUAGCUGCGCGUACCUUUCCGUCCGUCGCGGUCUGCCCAACGUCGAGUUUCUGAUGACCGUGGCCGCGCUCGGCUCGGUGGUGCUCGGAGACUACGUCGAGGCCGCAUCGGUGGGCGCCAUCGUCUCGCUGAUGGACAUGGUCAAGUUCUUCUUCGUCGAGCGCUUCGAGCGGCAGCUGCGCGGGGCUGCAAACGGCCCGCCGCCAAAGGUUGACAUGCCGGGCGGCAGCUCCAAGCCGGCUGGGGACGUGUACAUCGUGCGCGCGGGAGACGCGAUUCCGACAGACGGAGUCGUGACGACGGGCAAGGCGUCGGUCGACGAGAGCCGACUCACCGGCGAGGCGAUGCCCAUCGAGAAGGAGCAGGGCGCGUCCGUCAAAAGCGGCGCAAUUGUCGCGUCCGGGUACAUGGAGGUGAAAGCGGAUGCGUCGGCGGACAAGAGCUUCACCGCGUCAUUGGGCACCCUCUCAGAGACGGAGGAGACAGUCAGCCGUUUUGCCAAGUUCUACACGCCGGCGAUCAUCCUCGCGGCCGCCGCGAUCGGCUACCAGUUCCUCGUCGUGCUCGUCGCGGGAUGCCCCUGCGCACUCCUUGGCGCAGCGCCGUUCGCCUACGGCGCCGCGCUCGCCGCGCUCGCGAAACGGCACUCGCUGCUGCUCAAGCAGAGCACGGCUCUAGAGGCGCUCAGCAGGAUGAAGUAUAUUGGUCUCGACAAGACGGGCACGCUGACGAAGGGCCAAUUCGACCUCGUCGAGUUCGUGGUCUUCUCGAGCACCUACACUAAGGAGCAGUUGCACCGCUGGCUGGCGGCGGUGGAGGUGCGCGAUAACCAUCCGAUCGCACGCUCCAUCGUGCAAAGCUACACCGGCUGUGUGGUCAACUUUGCCGGCUCGGACGAGCUGCCUAUGGUCAACCCAUUCAAGCGGCAUGGCCGCAACGGCGUCACGGGGGGCAUUGACGGCAAGAUUGUUGGCGUCGGCAUCGAGCAUCCUAUCGUCUGCAACAAGGACUUCAUCGACUUUGUUGGGGCCGAGAUCCCGCCGACGAUGGCCAAGACCAUCCAGGACAUCUCCUGCGAAGGGAGGACGGUGCUCUACGCGACGGUGGAGGCGGACGCCGAGCCGGAGGUUGCCGCGGUGCUAGUGCUUCAGGACGGACUCAAGCCCGCCUCGGUCGAGGUCAUCUCGCGGCUUCGCAGCCUCGGCGUGACUCCCCUGCUCCUGACGGGUGACAAGGGCGGCCCGGCUACCAGUGUGGCGGCGGAGGUCGGAAUCAAGGCCGAGGACGCGCGUAUCCUCCUCGCGAAGAGCUUUCCCGACGACGCUGGGCCCGCUCACAAGGCGGCGCCGCUGCUACCGACGGCCAAGGCGAAGAGCAAGCGCGGGCCGAUUGCGGUCGGCUUUGUUGGCGCCGCCUCAGCAGCAUUAGAACGGGACGGCCUCAACGACAUGGCGGCGCUCGCCUCGGCCCACGUUGGGGUGGUCCUGCAGGAGAUUGGCUCGCAAGCGACCCUCGACGCUGCGAGCGCGGUGUUGCAGAGCGACAUCGGCGAGCGCCUCCCGCCAAGAUGGUGUGUGCUGGAACGCGAGCUUCCCGCCGCUAUUGUGCUGGCGCGGCGGACUACCUCGCUCGUGCUCUUCAAUGUGCUGCUCGCCCUCUCUUUCAACCUAGCCGUCGUCGUCGCUGCCGCCACCGUCGGCCUCCCGCUCUGGCUCAGCGUCGCGGCAGACAACCUCGGGCUGCUCGUCGUGCUGGCACAUAGUCCUGGUUGGCAAUAG
This is a messenger RNA of Emiliania huxleyi CCMP1516, 2253 nucleotides long. RefSeq lists its product as hypothetical. The transcript is spliced from 18 exons. Gene Ontology annotation, cellular component: membrane. NCBI's taxonomy places the organism in Eukaryota, Haptophyta, Isochrysidales, Noelaerhabdaceae. Gene Ontology annotation, molecular function: ATP binding; ATP hydrolysis activity; zinc ion transmembrane transporter activity. Bases 1 to 2253 code for a protein of 750 amino acids. The record is from RefSeq and is a predicted model, not a curated record.